Molecule: messenger RNA, 19056 nt
Organism: Xyrichtys novacula (pearly razorfish)
Lineage: Eukaryota; Metazoa; Chordata; Actinopteri; Labriformes; Labridae
Source: the annotation of a GenBank genome assembly
CUCUCCUCGGGGGCCCCGUGUGUGCGUGUGUGUAUGUGUGAGUGUGAGGAAGAGGGGGGAGAAAGAAAAAGAGAGAGAAACGGAGAAAGAAAGACAUCGGGGCUGCAGUUUGCUUUAGAUCUGAGUAGAGAAGCAGGAGCGCGAUUCAGCCCCGGAUUGAUCCUCCUCCUCCUCCUCCUCAUGUAAUUUCUGCUCGCUUCCUCGCAUGGAUAUGUCGCUGGGAUUGUAAAGAAUAAAAGAAGAGCUCUGACCUCUCUGAGACAAGGAUCCUGACUUUCAGUGUAUUUUCUUGGGAUUAAUCUCCUCGAAGUACCUCAUGCUCUGCGUGCCGGUGUAGAGAGUAGACUGGAGGUUGUUGUUAAAAGUCCGAAACAGUUCCAGGCUCCGAGUUUGUCGUCUCGGGUUAAAGGUUUCUGUCUUUGAAUAAUGUUUCACAGAUUAUCAUUUCAUACUAUUGUGUAUUCUACUCUUUUUCCGCAUAUGUAACGAAUAUACAAACAACUCCAACGCGACUGUGGAGCAUAAACCGCAGUUCCACUCGUGUAAUCUACUUCAUGAAUGCAUUUUGAUCGGAAUGCUGCAGUGCAUUUAUUGCGUGAUUUUGUUGUUGUAGAGGCAACAAAAUCGCCUCCAGUCUAAUGUUGCGGGUUUGUCACCAAUGCUUGUCAGUUGGCUGUGCGUGCAUUGCACGGCAUUUCAUAGACAUUAAUGUUUUGCAACGACCGGAGGAGCAUCUGUAAUAUUCGUAUAUCCGUACAAAAUAAAACCCUCUUCUAGAUUUUCAAGUUGUCGUAUGUUCAGGACGAAACGCUCAGGUCUUGUGCGGCGACUCUGGAGAAGCCGUUUGAUCCCAGAAACCGAAGGGGAAGAUGGAAAUGGCAAAAGUAGUGAGGGCUGUAGGGACGAUCUGUUCGGAAACAACCCAGAGAAAAUUCCCAAAACGGAGUUCAGACCGAUGACCCCGAGCGGGUCUCUUAUAGGGGACACAGGGGGUGAGUGCACCCGCAGCCCCGCGGAGAGCAGCGGCUUGGGGGUCACGUCGGACCAAGGUGGGGGUGCGGGGUGCGUCCAGGAGCAGGGGAGCCCCCGCUCCAUACAGGACGGAGAAUGCAGGACAGUAACAUGCUGCUUAUUCAAAGACCGGGACCACUCCGAGCUCAGGGGUCCAGACACGGCUCAGGGUACCAGGGAUCCGGGGUCGUGUCACUUCGUGCUGAGGAGCCUCGCGCCGCGGGAUUGCGGCUCUCCUGAGUCGCCGGAGACGAUGCCACGGACGGUGUUGGAGCAAGAACUGAAAUCAGCCACGUACUCUCUUUUAAAAAAGCUAAAGGAAAGGGCGCUGGAUACCUUACUGGAGGCAGUGGAGUCCAGGGGAGGGAUGCCAAGCGACUGUGUUAUGAUUUCCCGGACAGAGCUGAGGUUGGGCGGCCAUGUGGCCUCCCCUCAGCUGCUUGUGUGUAAACUGUACCGCUGGUCCGACCUCCAGCACCUUGCCCAGCUCAAGCCGCUCUGUGAGUGUAAGAGCUUUGGGGCCCUGGAAAGUCCAACAGUAUGCUGCAACCCCUAUCACUACAGCCGGCUCUGUGGGCCAGGUAAGGGCUUCUGUCAGCACACAAACACCGUUUUCAUGUAGCACCUUACAGGCCUACCUUUGAGGCCAAGGUAGUCUCUUUUCAGCUAACAACAAGGCAGCUUUGUUUCUCCAGCUUAGGUUUUCUCUAAAAAAUCUCAACUGGAUCCCCUCUUCUCUGCUUGUUACUCUUCCUUAUCAUGCUACUAAAUCAUCCUGUUACACUGGAAGACUAUCAGGGCCACCAAAUAUCCUUGGAAAAGCCUUUCCUGUGUUCCAGUUUUAUUUUCUUUUUUUCUACUUCUAAACACAGACAGAUUAAUAGAUUAACACAGAUUAAUAAUUACAAAAGUCAUCCCUGUGGGAGGUUUAACAAUAACAAACCCACUUUUGAGUAGACAUAAUCUUUAAUCCAACCACUGUGGAACAUUGUCAUUUUGUGGCAGUCCUGAUAGGUCAGCCAGAAUUAAUUUUUUUAAUAUUUUUGUCACUUUAAACAAUUUAUGCGCCUUGAAAGUUACAUUUAGGCAGUGAAAUGUUGCAUCAUCAGCAAAGAGUCUGCAAAGUCAAUUUAUUUUGGAUAGUCUUGUAGGUUUAUUACUUAACAUAUUCCCUAAUUCCAUUCGGUUCAUCAUCUGACGUGCCUCCAGAAGGUGUUUUGAGUUCACCUCUGUUUUAGUGUAGGGUCAUUACUAGGUUGGCAAAUCAAUCAACAGUGUAUGACAUUUACAGUUUAUGAUUGUGUAGACUCACCCAGAGGUUUGAACCUGGUGCCAUAGAUCAGUGAAGUUGUUAUUGUAGUAGAAAGUUGAGCCAUAUUUCCACAAUCAAUUAGCUAUCUAUGGCAGAACCUCCCUGACCUACACUAAACAGAGUUUUGGCAGGGGGUCAGGUCUGUGAUUUGGCAAACCUUAAGCACUGGUCCACUCGACCCCGCUGACCUGAUGACAAGGUGUGGUAUCAUGUGUAAAGAUGCGAGCGUCGGUAUUUCUGUCUCACUGGCACAGGAGGUGGAUUUUCCAUAACAUCCAUGUUUACCAGAGCCAGCUGGCUGUGACGAGCCCUUCAAAGUCAGAAGUCAAGCAAUAUCAGAAUUCAUGGUCUGCAAAUGUAGGAAACUGAUGUUGACUUCACCCUCAUGUCGUCCCACCAGCUUUUCUUUAUAAUAAAAGUCCUCCUAUAGAACUCCACAUCAAGUCUUAAACCAAGUAAUAUGUUUUAUAGCAAAAACAGGAAUGAAGUUCUCCUUGAUGAAGUGGAGGUCACGCUGUGUUUGAAGAAUUUCUUUCCACUAAAACUAGUAAGAUGACCUGUAAGAAGAGGCAGAGGGGCACAUACCCCAUAUUGGGACUGAGGCCUGUAGUAGACAUAGCUCACAUGCGCUCAUGCGUGGCCCGAUAGUGCUGGUAUUUCUUUCAUGCUAUUCAAGAACAGGGACUUUGAAUCAAGACUUCUAUCCCUGGCUUUUUACCUUGUUUGCAAAUGGAAAAGCAAAAAUCAUUAAAUUACAACAAGAUUACAACAUUAAUCAAAUGAAGUAAGUAUUCAAAACAUUUUAAUUACAUGUAAAAACAGGAUGUGAUAAAGCUGUUUGUAACUGAUUUGAAGACUAUUUGACAGGAAUCUACUGCUGAAGGUUUCCAGGUCAGAAGUUUAAAGAAAUUAAAUCAGUUCAAAUGUGUUUCACUGAGCUCCGAUUGAAAAAGACAAAAACUUUGUCCUGUAUUUUGUAAGGCAUUCUACUUUUCAGAUGAGAUCAGUUUCAAGUUGCGCUUUAAAAGCCCUUUUGUCCUAAGGAGGUCCCCUCAUGCUAUUUAGGUGAAGGAGUGGUGAUAAUAUACAGUUUGCAUACUACUGGCGCCAGACUGACUAGCUGUGUAUCUGAGUGACUGAGUUCAGAUCCCAGCAAUUACUGCCGCCACUCUUAAAGGACCCGCUGCUAUUAUGCUCUCUCCCUCUCCUUUUCCCUGUAGGCGAGGUCACAGUGUGCUCACAAACUUUUCUUUCCUUUGUGCUUUUCCUUCUUUUGCCAGCGAUUUUCUUCUCUUCUUUUGCUCUUUGUCGGAUAAAUCAAGGUCUGUGAACACAAUGAAGUUAAAAAAGCAGAGAUUUUUGGGGGGAUAUAUCUCUGAAAGUUGUGAGUAGUCUCAGUGGUCGGUGCAACAACUGCUGCAGUUAAAGAGUUAACUCUUGCCUGAAACAAAUAUGCAGUUUUCAGUUGGCUUUAUUAGCUUUUUAAUGAGCUUUCAAACAGAAUGAAUUAAUUCAGCACUGCAGACACAAAGCUGUAGUACUUCACAUGUAGCCUGGGAUAUGUUUUGUUUUCCUGUAUAUCACAGGUUUGAGUUUCGCUACUUUGUUGGGAUUGAGUUUCAUCUUUAUUUUCUGAUAAAUAACUUUCUUCCACUUUGUAAGCUUACUGACAUGAUCGUUUUGUAUUACAGAGUCACCCCCACCUCCUUAUUCGAGGCUUUCCCCUAACGAAGAACACAAGCCACUGGGUAAGAGACAAAACACAGACUAACAUCAUUCUCUUCAUUUUAUCCUCAUUUCUCAGAGCUUAUCUAAAUACUGCUUGAAUUGCAAAAAUAAACACCAACAUGGAGAUUUGUUACAUCUGUAUUUGGGCACAAGUAGAAGAGACUGAAGUCAGCAGUGGCAUAAUAACAGAUUUGUAUUGUAUUGUGUGUAGGACAUAGUUGGGGUUGCUUGGGCUCUGGAGCAGGUUUAUCUAGAAUGAAAGAACUGUUUCUAAGUCUUGGUAGAUGGUUAGUAAGAGGUUGUCAUAAACUGGAGAUGAAGAGCUAAUUUAUGUGUCGUCCACCCAUAGAUCUGUCAGACUCCACAUUGUCGUACACUGAAACUGAGGCUGCCAGCUCACCAAACAUCACACCGGGGGAAUUCUCAGGUGGGUGUGUUUCUUCAACUGUCUGUCAGGCUCCAAUUAAGGAGUUUAUGUCUGAGUUUUAAUCUCCCACUGAUUUUGAUGGUAAUGGUUUCUUUGAAGUCAUCUCACAUUGAAGGUGAAAUAAUUAUCAAAUGAUAGUAUCAGUUUCUCGAAGGAAUUUCAGGUUUUGUCUGUUCAUAGGUGCUGUUGUCGGAGUUUUUCUGUGUCGUGUUGGAUGGUGAAAUGCUGUCCACAGUGGAAGUGUGAUUUUAGUAUGUCCUCUUGUAAUAUUUAGAUUUUACAGAUUUUCUUUGACUUUGUUGUGAGCGGCUGUGUGAUAGAAAGGCCGGUACGACGGUAACUAGCUUGAGUAAACACUUCAUGUUUUAUUACCGUAGUCAAGAAUGAGCUUUUUCUGGGUGAAAAUAUUUUGUUUCAUUCUCUCCUGGAAACUUGUGGCUUUGCUCUGUCCAAAUCAUUCGUCAAAAGUGGAAAGAAAGUUGUAAUUUUUUUCAGUGCGUAUGGGUUUUCUUGAUGCUGCAUGUUGUUGUUGAAUUACUGUAUCACGUCAUGCAGUUUUAAUAACCCUUUAAACUGCUUUGUUGUCUUACUUGUUUGGCUUUGAGAUGGUCACAAUCAAGAAAAAAAAAGGAGUGAAGUGUCGUGUUUUUUAGACUCUGGUUCAACAAGAAUCGUGUGCUUUACUCCGGAUGACCAUUAAGCGUAUCAAGAUAAAUAUGCAAACUGAGGAAGGUCAUUUCAUUUUGAUGUUGCUCUUUAUUCCAUCUCAUUAAGGGUUAUUACAGGGAGUCAGAGCUUUAAAGAUAAAGGUUUCAUUGUGAGCGCUGCAGAGGUUCAGCGGGGCGUGUGUGUUGGCCUCAGAGCUGGCCUCCCCUCCUCUGUUUUUCUUUCAGAAAUAUUUGAGUGGGAUCAAACCGUAAUAAGAUCCAAGCUCACUCAGAAUCACACACACACAAGCACACAUAGUUGUGCACAUGCAUGUGCACGGUCACUUGCACGUACAACUCUAUCCAGCCUGGCUUUAAGCGGACUGCGAGGAGGGGCGGGCUCAGGGAAAUUGAGUCGCUCCUGUGAAUGGGGCCACACCAAAGGAAGCGGGUAAAAACAGUCCUGUCCUCUGAUUUGAAAUGAAACACUCCUUUCUCGUGGCAAAGAGUAAGCAUGCCUUCCUCUUCGUAGCUGCUAGCAUGCACAGUAUCAUGUGGACCAGGAGUUAGAGCUCUCAUUUUGGGACUUGCAGGGAACAGCAUUUCCUGUUCUGGGGUCUGCCACAGCUCAGAGGCUUGGACAUUGAGCAGUUGACAUGGCUACCUGGCAGUGAAGUUUUCAGUCCGCGAAGGCCCCCUCCUCCCCAGUACACAUGCUGUCACCACCUCAGCAUGGCCCGGCGACACUCCCUGAGUCAACAAAUGAGGGGCUUGUCAAAGCGCGCACCACAAUUCCUCAGAGACUGUGGUGAGGAGGGAGGAUCUUGACAUGCAAGGCUUUGGUUUCUCCCAACUGUGUUGCUGCUUGUUUAGGCAGGGCUGUAUCGUUCUGCUCGGGCUCUGACACACUCAUCCACUCGGACACAAGAUCGAGGGUGACCAAUGCCCUACAGGGUGGUAGUUUUCUGAGCUGUGAGCUAAUUGGUGUCGCCAGUUUGUCUCUGAUCAUUUUUCAUCUUGACUGUACAGUUACUCUUCGCUUUAACAUCCACAAGGCUGAAAGUAUUUGUCCCAGCCUGUCACGCACAGCAGCACACAGUAUACCAUCAUGAGACCAAGAGCCUUAAGGUCUCCUUGUAGAGCCUACUUAGUUCUGCUUUAACAUACAGGCCCGCGCUGCAUAUUGUCGUGUGUUGAAUGUGUUGCUGACCUGGAGAUGACUUUCCCUGUGAAUCCCCCUGCAGCUUGUGCAGAGAGAGUGUCUGUGUGAGCGUAACUGAAGUUGUAUGGGAUCCAGACUCCACCCCAUAUCCAGGAACAAGUAAACCUCUUAAAAGCAAGUCUGGGGGGCACUUGGUGGAUGGGUGGAGUGUAGUCAAAUAAUCAGCUACAGUUUGCAGCCCAGGGCUACAGAAAUACCCUUUGAGUAUUCUUCUGACUCGUACAAUAGCAGAGGGACUGAUUGGAACUGGUCUGUUUGGUAAAUAAGCUUGUUCUACCACAUAUCCCAAACUAUACAUUUAUUCAGUGGAGUGUAAAACCACACUUUAUUAACAACCGAAUUAUGUAAUGAGAAUCUGGAGUAUAUUGUCAAUACACACACUGACUUCUUAGUGUAGAUUUAAUGUUUGACACCUGGAUUAUUUACAGCCUUUUUGAACAUUUUGAAGAAAAAAAAAACUCCUUCAGGCACUCCAGCUAUGUCUGCCUACGUCAUGAGCAGACCCAGCUUCUGAGUCUGUGCAUACACUGUAUACCUUAGUGCUGCGUGUGUGAGGGAAUGCGCCUUUGCUGGUGCUACCCUCCUAGACUGCCCUCACACCUGUUUCCUCAGUGCCUGGGCCUCGUCGUGUGGACAUCAGAGUAAAGCCCUUUGAAGCAGGUCUCAUUGCUUCCUGUAUGACUGUCUGAGGGGGUGUUUUCCCCCUACACAUCGACUUUAUUAUGUCAGUCACAUUGUCUCUGACAUCGGGGGCUCUUUAUGUUUGUCACUUCUUCAUUACGACACUCCUCGCCAGCUCAGGCUUGCAUGCUAUGAUGUUUAUGCAUCGCUGUUAAAGAAUUUCAGUCAUUGAUAAUAUGGUGUUUUUUCAGCGUGUGAGUGGUGAUUAACAUAUGAUGUAGGCCCUCCCUCUGUACAGGAUGAAAGCCGUCAUGGCUCCAGUCUGCCUACAUUCUUCAGUCUUCAGAGGUUGUGUCCUCAAUCAACCCAGUGGAAUUUGUCAGCAUAACACUGUGUGUACACGCUCAUGUUGGUGUGAGGUGAGAUCACUGAUGUGAAUGAAGGGGCUCCCUCAGAUUUACUGGGUCAGGUGACUACAGGACAUGCAGAGUGACCUGAGGCACUGUCCCUGUCUCAUUUUCCUCUCUUCCUAAACUACCCUGAGAGGAGUGUAGGAAAGUUGGACAGGGGGGGGAGCGGAAAGAUUGAAAGUUAUUAGACAAGGAUGACCCGGAGUGCUGCUGCCCUUACCGGAGGGAGGGAAGAGGGCACGAGCAGGUAGUGAGAGUUCUCACACAGUAAUCAUCACACAGCGCUCUGCUCCAUCUGCCCGUCUGUCUCUGAGGGAAAGCCAGAGCUGUCUCUGCAGAUGUCUCGUCUGCAGACAGGUACUGUGUCUUGUCCACCUUGGUAAUGAGUGAUUCUCCCAGACAGAACAUGGGAGUCAGGUGAUAGACAGGAAAGGCCUGCAGUGUGCCACACAGGAGAUCACUCAUUGAAGGACAUGCAGGUAACUGUGCUGCAGAAACCCUCCUGCACACUCCUGUUUUAUUUUUUACUUUUCAGUUACACGUUUCCUCCCAAGGCUGCACAUUUCAAGUCCAGAUACAUUUACUCCUAAAAUAAGAUUGUGCAGCAGAAACCAAUGACAAAUUAGGAAAAGUACUGUAUACAUUUUUAAAAACUUUUUGUAUCUAAUGCUGCGUUCAAGUUACCCUGGAAGUCAGAUGUCCGAGCUGGGAAUGAUGUUUCAGUUACCGAGUUGGAAAAAAGCAAAAUCGGAGGCUACAUCUACGAAAGGGGAUGAUAAAAUAACUUAAAAUAACUAAAACAACAAGCGCUGAAAUAACUUUGGUAGAUAUAGUCAUCUUGUUUCUGCCUCCGAUUUUGCUUUUUUCUGACUUGGUAACUGAAACGCUGGUAACUCAGGUGUGACGUCAUUCCCAGCUCGGACAUCUGACUUCCGAGGUUACAUGAACGCAGCAUAAUUAGCACUGAAGGGUUGACGCUCUGUUUUUCAGUACUUGUUAUUCCCUGCAUUUCACAGCAGUCAUAGAGAUGCUGACUGACAUAAUAAAGAUGACAUCUCAACACACUUAAAUCCAUGCACUUAAAUCCAUGGACGCAUCAUUUGGGUUGAAUUCGAAUGAAUACGUGCGGUUUAAGUAGUGUGUGUGUGUGUGAUUGGUGAGUGUAUUCAGCAGGUCUUUUCUUGCUGUGCGGACUAGCUGGCCUGCCGGUGCAGCGGUGCACCGAACUCAGUCAAACAGAGGGAUGAACUGAUGGAGUGACAACUGCAUCAGCGUGUUAGCAGGGCAUGAUCCCCCCUCCGCUCUGUCCCUUAGACCAUGGAGUGAUGCAUCCCCAGCCUGUCUACCCCUGGCACUUGGCCUCAGGUUUCCACCGCAGCCCUGAGCCUUCCCAGCGCCUGGCCGCCCACACUCCCUCAGGAGCCCCAAUGCUCCAGGAUACGGGAUGUGGAAAUAAUGUGACUCGAGUGCUUCCACCCUGCCUCCCGAAAUCAGGUUUUGCGGAUUGUUUAUUUGAGGGGAAGGAGGCCUCAGACAAACAUCCUGUUUUAAAAAGCUGCCUGGGUUUUGUAGCUGCGCAGGGCGGUGAAUUGCCCCUUUGACAGUGGGGGGAGACUGAGGAAUGUUAAAGAGAAGGCCAGCAUCUUGGGGGACAUGGGGCUCUCCUUAUCCCGUUUGUCGUGUCCAGUUCACAGAGUCCAUUUUAAACUGGGGGGGCGGAGGGUUGUAGCUAUACAUCCUGAAGGGUCUUGUGCUCCAUUCUCUCUGUAGUGGUGGAGGGCCUGUACCCAGAGUCCUCGUCUCAAGUAUCAAUUCCUGUCAUGGGAGGCCGGCUUCCGUUUCCUCUUACGUAACACAUACACAUAGAAAAAGAGCCAUUGAUAAGAGCGAUAAGGCCAUUUUUCAUUUUCCCUUUCUCAGCAUUGUUAACCUGUGGUGUGUCCAAAAUCCACUUUCAAGUUUCUCUCUGGGGUUAUGACAUCAAGUAUCCUCAAUAGAGUGCAUAACCCAGUUGUUUUUUUGUUGUGUUUGGACGGAUGUUGUGUGUUUUGUGCUGUUCUUUGUGUAAUGAUUACAGUGUAGGUUGCUCUACAUCUAUUGAAUCGCAGUAACAUUAUGAAUCAGGAUCUUUUACUCUUUGUAUUCCAAUUUUUUUCCUCCCAAAAUCUUAAGAUAGGAGCCAAGGAAAGAUUCGCCAUAUUUACAAAAAUCACUUACUCGAUUUUCUAGGGAAUCUCAGGAAAUAUGAAUGCAGUUGCAACUGUGCCGGGAUACUUUCUUCACGGAUUUUUCUUGAAGAGUUGAAUCUCAGUCAUAACUGGCAACACAGGCCCCAGACACAGUGAGGUAAUGUGACCUCUCCGUGCGGAGUGAGAGCCAUGCUAAUCUAAAGCAGCCCUCGGAGAGGCCUAAAAACCUUUACAUGUCAACAUAAACUUGCCUGCUGAGGUUAGUAUUAAUCUGUGUCCGCUUGGCAAGCCAGUGUGGUGCCAGUGCUGCUGGGUGUUUGACUAACAUCUGAAGGGCUCACAGAUAAAGAUAAAUCUACAGCCUCAUACACAGCUAUGAGUCUCGAGCUCACAGUGCUGCGCUUGUCAUUUGAAUUUACAGAGCAUACUGUGCUGAGCCGGGAUAAGGUGAUCUGUGUUUCAUUUUAGGGCUCACCACACAGAUAGAGUCUGUAGAAAUAACAGGAGGUGUGCACAAGCUAUAAUUUUUGCCCCAUAUUCUACCUUAGCAAACAAAGUAAGUGAGCUAAUCUUGUCGUGUGCUCAGGGAGGGCCGCUGUUACCAUAUUCUCUUCCUUCACACCGCAGAGCUGCACCAAUAGCUCCAUUCAUUCAGCUCAGGGCAGAGGGUUAGAGCAACAAAUAAAGAGCGUGCAAUGCCAUUAAAAAUGUAAGGAAUGUCCAACUGUUAGUUUAGUGUUUUAGUGAGCCUCCUCUCAAGGCUGAGAGGGGGAACAAUACUCCAUUUGAGCAGGCCACUGUAAAUGUGCUAGCCUUGCAAUGCCUGGCAAGCAUUAGGGAAGGUGGUGCCAGUUGUGGAUGCUGUUUUUAUUUUCUGACCAUUUUACCCACAAUUAUAAAUCCAGACACCGGCCACAGCCAGCUAUGAUUUAGCCUUGUGGUCUGAUUGCUGGCGAAAAUAGAUUGAAGAUUUUUCCCCCUUCCUCCCCAGAGGAGCAUUGACAGUUGUGCCUGAACCUAUGGCUGUCAGUAUUUUUAAAACUCAGAAUAGCCAACGCAUUCUUUGAGCCUCCAGAAUGCUGUGUGUGGAUUAACUGCUGGGGCCCAUGUCAGUCGACAUCUCUACACAAGCCUUUUACAGCCCGAGGGAAAAGAUAGGAGCUCGUUGUUGAAGGCUGAACAGCAAACUCUCAAUGUUCCAAGCAAGGUCUUCUGUAUUUUCCUCAUCUAUAGAUGUGUAUGUUCAGCGUCUGGGACUUGAUUUCUUCCCCUCCCAUCUCUUAUCUCAUACUUGAUCUUCUGGAGCGGCAUCUUCAUUCCUCUCCCUUGUCCGAACAUGGGGCCAAGUAUGAUAGACAUGUAUCAGACAGAUGUUUGGAGCGUUUGAUCUUGGCUCCGAAACACGAUGCCUUUUAAAUCUGAGUGAAGAAUCUUUUUCUUUGAGUGAUAGUGCAGGAAAAUGCUCCAGAUUGUCUAUUACAGCGUAAUUUACUGCUCUGUCCAAGCUAUAUUGAGUUUAUAUGUCCUCAGGUUGUUGCUACACAAAGCAUAACCCAAAAAGGCAGAUGGUACUCUGGGCUCAAGUUUUUGCAAGUCGUAGCUAUUGAUGCGUAUUUUCAUUGAUAAUGCCCUACAGGGGGACUGAUAUUGACUUUCGUAAUGUGUGUUUCACUCAUUCUGUUAUUGGUGUACAUUUCUGAAGUCUUGGCGGUGUGGUUCAGUAUGUGCAGUCAGGCUGUCGCAUUUCAGGGUACGGUUUAGAUUAGAGGUCUGGCUGUAGCUUCCCCCUCUUCCCUUCUCUGUGACUGCCAGCACAUAAUUUACUUAAUGAAAUCCUGCCAUUCCCUUUAGCUUCAAGAUUUUUUGCAGAUGUUGACAGGGGAAGGACUUUGUGAAUUAUUGGAAAUGUUCACUCCUGCAUUUUUAAUGAAUGUCUCGCUUGUUGUGAACGGGCUAACUUGUCAGGGAUAUGGAGGGAGGUGGUGGUGGUGGGUGGGGUGGGGGGGCAGUUGUCUUUGUUUAGGGAGCUGGUGUCUGGAUGCCCGUGGUGGAGCAGUGUGGGUUACAGUCCAGCAAGUGUUGUGAUUGAAACAGAAACUCCAGUGCCACAUUAUCCUGACAGAACACAUUCUCCUCACAGACUCUGAUCCACUGGGCCGAUCAAUAGGAAACCAUUGUUUGAACGGCAACUCUGUCCAUCUUAGCCAGCCCACCUCCCAGCCCUUUAGAAACCAAAUACCUACCUUUCGCCUUAAAUUAGUCAGACCAAUAUAACGCGUAAUAAUAGAGUUUCUUGUUAUUGUUCAUUCGAAACCAAUCUUUCAACAUAGUUUGAGCAUAUAGUCCAGCUAAGUUGGGUUUAGUCCCUCUGUGUGAGUUUGUCUUUCCACCGCUAAGGAAAAGUUUGAAUAAAGACCAAGUUUAUAACAUCAGAAGGCGUGUUAAGAGUUGGAGUCCUCAAAUGCAACACUUUGUAAGUUAGAAUUUAGGGACUAACAACAAGAUCCUUAAAGGACAAGAAAUAAAGCAACCUUCUCGCUGCACCCCCACCCCCCACAGUCCUAACCAGAGUAGGAAGUUAGGAGGCACAGCGAGGGGAGGAGGGGGGAGUUCAGGAAUGUGCAGGGUCUCCUCUACUCAAACACUCCAGCCUUCUUGGCUCGCACCUCCCUCAUACACACACAUGCGUGCUCACAAACAAACACACACACACGCACACACACAGAUAGGUUGUGUGAGGAGGUGAAGGGGCACAGCCACCCAGCAGGAUGUUCGCUGAGUGUUUUGCUUUUUGGUGCUCGCUCGGACUUUCGCCGCUCUCUGACGCUGCCUGUGGAUAUGACAUUUACAAACAUACCCCCACAGUUUUCACAGAGCCUUUUUACACACCCUGAAGGACUCUCCGAGGCCUCGCUUGCAUCACCGCCAUCACUUGUGCUCUAUGUCUCUGACACAUUGCAGAGCUGUGGAGGAAACUUUGAGGAAAUGAGCAGCACAUUCUCUUCCCUGAAGAAAAAGGAGGAAAAAAAAAGAAGAAAAACGCCUCCUCCCUCAAACCAGCAGGCUCUCACUCAUGCGCCCAGACGGCUCCUUCAUAUUAGCCUCUUUUGCUUCCUGUUCUUUUUACACCCUCUGUAGUUUAUUGAUUUAAUUUAUGGAUUCUGUUAGUUAUCUGCCAUCAAGAGUUCAGCACUUCUCCUCUCUCACGGGGUCGUCCUGAAACAGAAAUGAAGGGAAAGUGGAGAGGAAGUGGAUGACAAUAUAGCAUUCCCAUUGUGACCAGCCAGGCUUGGUGACUGGAUUCAGUUUCUCCGGCUCUCACAGCAUUUUCUUUUUCCUUCUUUUCUUGUCUUUCUUUCUCUCUCUAUCUCUCUUUCUGCAGAGAAAAGGCCAGACCUCAGGGGAAAAAAAUCCAUAGACAUAUAAGAGCAGCUCCAGUUAGCGUGUCUGUCUGAUAAAGCCGACUUUGAUGGCAGCGAUAGCCCAGACGCCAGCCUAAAUGUGUCCUGCUCAGGAGUUUGAGUCAGUUGGUAGUAACUAUUGUCUACAGAAUUAAAGUCAUACCAGCCUCAGACAGGAAAGGAAGGCUUUUACUUUACUGCCACUUUGAUGUUUUAAGUCUCAAAAGAAACUUUCAUCCUUUCUAGUAUCAGAUUUUAAGCUCAAACAAGAAAGUUUAUUCAUAAAUUUUCACACAUAUAACCACAAUGUACACUUUCACAGACUUCGCGGCCCCCCUCUACCUCCAGCUCCACAGCCUAUCAGUUCAUUGGUAUCGUCUAAUAGCUGGAGGGGAUCUAAUCCUUGGCAGAGGAUAAGAGACUACUGCUCCCCCUCCUCUCUUUGCUGCUCUCCUCCCCUCCACUGUACCGCUUAAAGGGACUGGCAGCAGUGUUUUUCUUUUCCUUUUUUUUCCUCCUCCUCAGCAAAGUUUUGGAGGAACGAGUACAGCUCUGCUCCAUGCUCUGGAUUAGGGGAGAUGAAGUAUAAUGGAGGUGGCCCCGGAGCUUGGUGGGGAGAUGUUAGCACGGAGGGGAAGCUGUUGUUUGUCUGCCUGUCCCUGACACUCGGCCUCCCAUUCAUCUCACUCCAAGGCUGUGGAGCUGUGUUUACCCCGGGGCAGCUCUUUUUCUGCUUUUCUCUCUGCCCUCCCUCCACUCCUCCUUUUCAUGCUGUCUUUAAAAGCAUUACUGGAUGAUCAUCAAGGAUUGCCAUUGAAACUUUCAAGCCCCCAUUUUUGUGUACUUAGCAGUAAUUAUCCAGAUUGCCCUCAAGUGCAAGGAACUCAUAGCGGGACGUUCUGCUUUCCUCUGGAUGUAAACCUGUGGAAGAGGCUCGGCCAAGUUGUUUAAUGUAGUCAUUGUGUUGAUGGUUUUCUGCUCUUUAACUAUAAGAGAAAAAAAACUGUAAUAGCUGUAAUCACUAUCAUUGUUUGCUGUUACUUGGCCCGUGACAUUCGCAGUUGUUCAGUUUAUCCUCAUUGGUGGAGUUAGGGCUGAGCGAUAAACCGAAAAUUUACAGAUACCGAAAUUUACGUCAUUUUGCUCAUGUUAAUAUAUUCAGUGUAAAAAAAAAAAAUGAAUAAAUGAAAGUUGAUUUUGGAUGUGUGUAGGUAGGCUAUGGUCUCAUAACCCUUUAAGACACUGGUCUACGCCGGCGUGACUCCACCCCAUCCAGUUCAUAACAAAGAGGGAAAGGCAGGUGAGGAGAUGGAGGACAGUUCAAAAGUUGUAGCGGCUGAAGUAGACGAAGUUAAUGUGGGAGGGGAUGAGCAGCUUGUGGAGUAGUUAUUGACUAUUUAUCGUUAUCAAGGUGAACUGCUCGAUAUAUCGUGAUCUUUAUUUGAGGCCAUAUCGCCUAGCCCUAGUGGAAUGAAACUAACGUAUAAGCCCGACAUACUUAUAAUGUAAUCAGGUUGAUCUGUUGAUGUUUCUUUGUGCUGAUACUCCACUACAUCAUUACAGGUGCACUAUUAUUUUGAUACAAGGAGUGUGAAAAAUGUUGCAAAAGUUUAAAAAAAAUUACUUUUAAAGCUACUUAUGCAAGUAAAGUGAGUUUCAGAACAUCAAACUAUGAUGUUCACAGCAGUCGUUUUUGUUUAAGUUUGACCCUGUAGGAGUAAAAGUUACUCACUGGGCCUUCAAAGUGGCCUCUUCAAUGCUGAUAUUCAACUUAAACUGAGCAUUUCAGUAUUUAUAUGUAUAUUUUCAAGCUUUGUGUUGCUCAAGUAUCUGACCUUCCCAUCCUCUGCCUGCUCUCUCGUUGUCCGUGCAGAAUAAUACUCAAAGAUUUUCCAGUCCCUCUUUAAUUUGGUUGAUUUUUAAGUCCUUUUCACCCAGACUGUCAUUCUCUUUUUUGCAGCGAACUGAUAAAUGUCUGUGUUUGUUGUCAGAUCUGAUGUCCUGCUUUGAUACUCGGAACUGCUCCAAUCAGACAGGCCACAGGGACACAGAAAUGUCAACAUUUUCACAGGGUUUCCAUGGCGCUCAUGCCUUGUUGUUGAAACCAAAGCUUGCACAGUGCACACCAAUUGUUUUUUUUAAAUACCUCUGUUUUCGUGUGACUGUACUCAGAUGUGUACAAAUACACGGCUCUCUGGAUACCGUCAGUUCUCUGACAGUUGGAGUAGACGUGAUUACUUCUGUGGUGUAACCAGGUUAUUUAUUUCUCAAGGAAAAAGCCAAACAGACUAUCCUUAUAAUUUUGCUGAAACUCUAAAAUCUGCCAUCUAUUACCCAAUAGACGUGGAACAUUUGUAGACCAAACAGUUGCCACAAGUCUCUGUUUUUCUACUUUGUUGAUACUAGCACUUUGAGUCUGCUUAUGCAAGACAUUAGAGUUGAUAAAUUUCUUCACGUGUUAAACUCCUUGCCCCCGGCUGACAGAAUGGCCGCUGCAUUUCCUUUUUGACAGAGCAGGAAGCGCGGCAGCCAUUCUGUGACUGCGUCCUACGGCUCUGAGACUGACACUAAGAGGAGAGGCUUUUGAGAAUAAAAUAACAAUAAUAACAUGCGCUACUAUUCUAAUGGGUAAACGGAGCUGUUAAAAGGUGGCAGGGUUAAAUGGAUGCAGAGCACCAGUAAUUGCUACCAGCCCUUCUUAGCUCCGCCCCCUCUGAGGGGAACCUCUGAAAGGCCAACAUGAAGGAGGAGAUGUGGGUGUCUGUGUUGUGGUCAGAGGGGAGGAAGACACACGCCCUCACUUCACCACCUCAGGUCGGAGUUUAGGGUUUGGGCUGAUUGGUCUGGCGUGUGACCAUAUGAGUUUCCAGUAACAUCCUGAUGUUAAACUUGAUACUUUGUGUAAAUUAACUUGAAUACAGCGGCGUCUUUGAAACUGACCUUAUAUACUCACCGUUUUGAACAUUCUGAAAAGUAAGCAGCUCUCACUCUGGAGUGGAGGCCAUAGUUGCUGUGGUGAUGUUGUCUAAACAGUCUGUUGAUUGGUGAUAGCUUAGCUCCGCUUAAGAGAUCCUAAUGAGCCCUUCGCUCAGAGCCCUUCACCUCAGAUCCCCCACCGAGCCAAAACACACAAGUUCAGGAGAAAAACACAGACACGCUGGCUGAUAUUUUUCUUCCUCUUCCAAGCAGACACAUGUGCGCACAGGCACACGUAGACGCUCAACACAACAGAGCAACAGGAAAAGGCCUGGCUCAUGGUGCAUUCAUUGUCUUCCCUCAGGCUCAAGCUUUGCAUUUGAUACAUUUCUAACCUUUGUCCUGCUCAUUCCUCUUCCUGGUCCUCGCAGUCUUGCUGGCUACCUUCAUUCCAGGCUACGUGUGAAAACUAGACACAAUUGACCAAAUUGUUUUUGCUUUAUUCUCCUCAUCUAAAAAGGAGGAGACAGUAGCCAUUUGGUCCUUUGUGUGUGCACAGUUUCAAAGAGAGUUUACCCUGAUGUGUGGGCUCCAUCUGAUUUGAGACAAUAGAGGGCCAUAAACAAGUUGGGGCUGAGUUCUUUGUUGGCUGAGCCGCGCUGAAGUAAAAGCUGAGCUCAGAGUGGAGGAGCUGGAGUGUGGAAUUCACUAAUGGCACAUGCAUGUUGGGGCCCCUGAAGAGAGGGGGUCAUUUCAGCCAUCAGUGUGUGCGCAAACACACAGAGAGCCUGUCUACAGCUCCCCCCUCCCCCGCAUGUCCCCACUCACCCAGUCACUCACUCACUCAUCCACUCACCCACUCAUUCUUUUCCUCCCCCUCCACAACCAGCAGGCGUUUUGUCUUUGCAAGUCUGCUGAAGGUUUUUGCUAAUCUUUGUAUAAACUUUACUUGUGUGGGUCACUCAGCAGAAAGGUUUAGUUUGGUGGGAGGUGAGCAAGGCAUUUUGUUGCUGCAUGGAUCUGCAAUGCUCCACCUUAAAGGCGUUUGUUAAUGGGGCGGGCGGUCAUUAAGCCCUGCGAGCAGAGAGACUGAAAGGAAUGGGGCCACAGGCCCAGGCUUUAAAUCCUCUGUGCCAAUAGACUCUCUGAAGCAAAAUAAUGGCAUCACUCUGUGUGUGAGUUAAUGGGAGCUGAUAGCAUGAAGGCUGGGGGGUCAGCGGGUCACGGGCUUGUGCUAAGUUGUCAGGGAGCUGAAUGCCGUCCCUGGGCCCACAGCAGGGGGAAGAGCUGGGUGGAGGGGGAGGGGGACCCCCUGCCUGGCCCUCUCCCGUCACCCCCACUUUUGUGGAAUGUGAGGAAGACGAGGGAAGAGAGGAAAGAGGUACCCGAACUCCCCAGAAGUAAGGGGAAAGAUUGGGAUGUGAGAUCACGGGACUCUUUUCUUCCUGAUCCACCAGCCUCCUUCCUCCCCGACACUUCAGAUUUCAUGAGUAAACACAUGACAGAUUUGAACUGUGUGGACCGAAGCAGUCAACAGUGGUGUGUGUCUUUGCUGUGUGUUGAAGAUAGAAGUCUACCUAGGGAGUAGUAACUCACUUUGGAGUGCUGAGGCUUGUCACUGCAUAGAGUUCACAGACUGCAGCCAUGACGACUGAAUUAACAAGCUGAUUUACUGGACAGAGACGUUUAGGAACAGGAUGCCAACGCUGUUCUACUGUUAAAAAGAAAGAAACACCUCUGUACUCAGCCGUUUAUUAAAAGACACAGAUUUUUCAAAACAAAGUUAAGGUGAAUUUUUACUGCGUCUCAUACACAGCACAUUAUACUCCCGUCAAGCAACAGUCAGUGGAAUAAGUGAGUGUAGCUCUUCAUUCAUGUCAGCGAACAUGAUCUGUUUUGAAAAUACAGUGUGAGCCUCAGUGCUGGGUGGUCAGUGUUUAAUCAUCACAGUGCCCUCUUGAGGCAGAGGACGACCCUGCAGGUGUUCAAACUGACCUCUCAACACUUCCCACCAUCAGGAUAUGUAUAGUAGCUCGUGUGUUUUUGUUUGCACAUGUGUGUUGGACGGAUGCGUGCGCAGUGGUAUUUCUACAAGGCUUAGAUUUCAAUACAGCGCCUCCUUUAGUAUUUAUAGUGCGGGCAUCUGCUGUGAACAAUAAAACAGAUAGUUAAUCCUUUAAAACCUAAGCCUUCCUUUUUACUAGGCCUCUUUGCUGUUGUUUAUGUUUUGUUUAACGACCAUCCCUCUGUCUCUGUCCCUUCUAGAUGCCAGUAUGUCACCUGACGCCCCCAAGCAGAGCCACUGGUGUAACGUGGCAUACUGGGAGCACCGCACACGAGUGGGUCGCCUCUACACAGUGUACGAGCACUCUGUCAGCAUCUUUUAUGAUCUACCUCAGGGCACGGGCUUCUGCCUGGGCCAGCUCAACCUGGAACACCGCAGCAGCACCGUUCAGCGCACACGAGGCAAAAUCGGUUAUGGUAUCCUCCUCAGCAAAGAGCCGGACGGCAUUUGGGCGUAUAACCGCAGCGAGCACCCCAUUUUUGUGAACUCCCCUACCCUGGACGUGCCUAACAGUAGAACUCUGGUGGUGCGAAAGGUGAUGCCAGGCUUCUCUAUAAAGGUGUUUGACUAUGAUCGAUCGUGUCUACUGAGGCACACCACAGACCCUGACCUCCUGGACGGACCUUACGACCCCAACAGUGUGCGGAUCAGCUUUGCUAAGGGCUGGGGUCCCUGCUACUCAAGACAGUUCAUCACCUCCUGCCCCUGCUGGCUGGAGAUUCUCCUCAACAACCACAGAUAACACAGAUGGACCCUGAAAACUAUCCCAAAUAUCAUCUACCUAGAUUUAAUAUAAAGUUUUAUAUAUUAUAUGAAAUAUAUAUUAUACUUGUAAAUACGGAGUCAUUUUUACAAUGUAAUUAUUUAUGUAUGGUGCAAUGUGUGUAUGGACAAGAGGAAAAAAACGGAAAAUGCACUUUGGCUUAUAUAUAUAUUAUAUAUAUAUAAAUAUAUAUAAAGAUAAAGAAUCUUUCAAUACCAACAUGAAAAAUUAUACAGCAAAAUUAGGAUGAGUCUGGAUUUGGUGUAUAGUUUUCAUAUACUAUUAAUAUCCAGACAAAAAGCUAACACCAUUCACACAUUGACAAUAAAGUAUUCGCAUAAUAA